GCGAAGACGACCACGAUGCAGUCGUACUUCUCCUCCGUGUUUGGCGUCAAAUGGGAGCGCAACCACGUUGUGUCCAUCGACUUGUCUGGUAACUCCCUCUCGGGCUCAUUCCCCGCUGAGAUCGUCCAGCUGCGUUUCCUCACGACGCUCAAGCUGCGCGACAACCCAAACUUACGGGGCACAUUACCCCGCGAGAUUUACUCCAUGCCCCACCUCAAGUUCUGCUACGUGGACGGCACCACGAUCCAGCACGCCAUGCCGUACAACAUCGCGCACUCGUUCCAGAUCACCCUGUUGAAACUCGAAGUGGGUAGAGCAGCCGGGUCAGCGAUCUCCGCGGUGAGAUUCUGCACCGGCGACAGCCACUCGGGCAACUUGAUCCACUGGAUGGCCGACAUGACCGAGGCCGAGAUGUACAUGGUGCACUCGUCGCUGAAAAAACUCCACGAAAGCGCCGACCCACAGUCACGGCGGCAGAUCAAGUGCACCGCCAGCAACGCCACGGGACCGGAGCGCGCAGCAGCAGCCACGAAGCUGCAGCGCAUUUACCGCGCGCGCAUCGAACGCACAAAGUUCCGCAACUUCUUGCACUCGCUCGUGGAGAUGAAGGUCGACCCAGCCACGGGAUACACGUACUACGUCAACGCGCGCACUGGCGAAGCCACCUGGGAGAAGCCGAAGUUCCUUGGAGCAGACACUCGAGCUGGCCCCUCUGCAGUCGAUGACGAAGACGCUGGUAAUGCCACCCAAGACGCAUCGGAGGCGUGGAAACCUUACGACGACGGCAACGGCAACACG
Messenger RNA from Phytophthora sojae, 798 nucleotides. RefSeq lists its product as hypothetical. Gene Ontology annotation, molecular function: receptor serine/threonine kinase binding. The record is from RefSeq and is a predicted model, not a curated record. NCBI's taxonomy places the organism in Eukaryota, Oomycota, Peronosporomycetes, Peronosporales, Peronosporaceae. The transcript has a single exon. The annotation marks the transcript as partial.